This is a messenger RNA of Diuraphis noxia (Russian wheat aphid), 1514 nucleotides long. Its product is annotated as 52 kDa repressor of the inhibitor of the protein kinase-like. The record is from RefSeq and is a predicted model, not a curated record. Lineage: Eukaryota; Metazoa; Arthropoda; Insecta; Hemiptera; Aphididae.
UGCAGAAGCAACUAACCCAAUGGGUGUUGAAAAAAGGUGCAAAACGUUCUGUUGAUGUCAUUGAUGACAAUUCAGAAUUGAAAUCUAAAAAAAAUUGUACAUCUGACAAUAACAGUACAAAUGUCAACUGUCCUCUGGAUAAUCAUACAAAAGAAUCAUCAACAACAUUUCCAAUCAAUAAUGAGCCGACAGCCACUAACUAGUAACUAGUGAUAUAUACAGUGUAGACAUAGGUAAUUUUUUAAGGACAUCUGAUAGCUUAUUAACUGAUCAUGUAAAGGCUAAAAUUAUCAAUAUGGAUAACAUACCUUCAAAUGAUUUUAUUUAUCCGUUUACUUUGAAUAUCAGAAACGGUAAAAGUAUUAAGAGAUCAUUGAGAAUAAACCAUUUCGAACAAUACAAAUGGCUGACAUAUUCUAACUUAAAAUCUGGUUUAUUMUGCAAAUAUUGUGUUUUAUUUAYUGUCAAAGGUGGUAAGUAUAACACAAUAACUUUAAAAAAAUUUGUUACUGAACCACUUACUAAAUUUUCAAACCUAACUGGGAAAGAUGGAGACUUAGAGGUGCACAACAAUAAUAAGUAUCAUAUAAAUGCCAUACAAAUUGCUGAUGAUUUUUUGAAAACUCUUAUUAAUCCAAAAAAAGAUGUGAUUAAUUUAAUAAACAAUGAAAGAUUAUGUCAAGUUCUUGAAAAUCGAAAAAGACUAAUACCAAUAAUACAAUCCAUUGUAUUCCUUGGUCGCCAAAAUAUACCAUUUAGAGGGCAUCGUGAAGAAGGUAAUAUUUUAGAUUUUCAUUUCCAAAUCAUCAACAGUUCAAAGUAUAAGAAAUAGUGUUGGCCUUGUAAAAGAAAUUGUUUCAUUUUUUAAUAUGUCUGCAAAAAGAAACUUUGUUCUAAAAUUAAUUUUAAAUGGAAAACCUCACUUAAAAAGUCUAUGUGAAACGAGAUGGACGGACCGCCAUGAUAGCAUAGCAAUUUUUAAAUCUUCAAUGUCUGACAUAAUAUAAGCCCUGACCAAUAUAUCAGAAUGGAAUGAAUUAGAUUCAUCAUCUAAAGCCAAAACUCUUUUAACAGCUAUGUGUACAUGUGAAUUUAUAAUUUCAAUUAAUGCCUUAUCUAACAUAUYAUGUGUAACAGCUCCUAUAAGCAGAAUACUUCAAGGCAUUGACAAUGAUGUAUUAGCUGCAUUUGAAUGUAUUCAAAAUGUAGUAACUAUUUUGGAAAAUAUGUGUACAAAUUGUGAUACAGUAUUUAAGCAAAUAUUUGAAGAGAGCUGUUCAUUAAUGAAAAACUGAAAUUGAAGUAAAAACUCCAAGGUUAUCUAAACGUCAAACUCAACGUCUAACCUAACCUAUCUGAAACUACAGAAGAUUUUUAUAGGGUGUCUCUAUUUAUACCAUUGGUGGAAAAUGUGUUAGAAGAUUUAAAGUUACGGUUUUUAAAUGUAAAUGAUGAGAGAAUGACUCAAUAGUAUCAAUAAUGWAAAAUGGUUAUACAUUUGAUGAUGACUUAUU